AUGGAACCUCAAAACUCCCAGAUGGACAAGCAUAAGACAGACCAGGGGGCGGAGGCCAUCCAACCCUCCGACAAUCAUGUGCUUCCAGAAGAUACCAAGCUGGGGGAAAUGGACAAGUCCCUCCAAGCUGGUGAACUGACUAUGGAAGAGGACACGGCUGGAGGCAUGGGCCGCCACUUGGGCCUGUUUUCUACUACGUUGUUGAUCUUAGGCCGUAUCAUUGGUACUGGAAUAUUUUCCACUCCCUCCUCCAUUACAAAAAGCACUGGCAGUGUCGGAGCUGCCUUGCUCAUCUGGGUUCUCGGCUUUGCCAUCUCCAUGGCUGGCAUGUUUGUCUGGCUCGAGUUCGGCUCAAUGUUCCCUCGAAGUGGAGGGGAAAAGGUCUACCUUGAGGCCUCAUACCGAUACCCGAAAUCUCUUGCUACAGUUGUGUAUGCUGUAUAUACCGUCUCGCUUGGCUUCACUGCGACUGGUGCCAUAUCCUUCGCCAGCUACAUGUGGGUAGCUGGCAAUAAGACCUCUUCCGAAUGGCAGCAAAGAGGCGUGGCAGCAGCCGCUGUGGCAGGUACAUGUCUGAUCCACUCGUUUGCUCCCCGAUUUGGUAUCAUGUUCAUGAACGCAAUCUCAAGCCUCAAAGUCUUUACACUCUUGUUCCUCAUCGUGUCUGGCUGGGCUGUCAUGGGUGGCGCGAUUUCCAAAGAAAAGAUCCCUGAUCCCUUCGCAUCCUUUGAAAAUGCCUUUGAGGGCUCCUCUCGUGGAGGAAACGCUUACGCCACUGCCCUUUUCAAAGUCUUGUUUGCCUUUGCAGGCUGGCAGAAUGCUGCUUACGUUCUGAACGAGGUGAAGGAUCCCGUGCGAACCCUUCGUAUCGCGGGACCUGUUGCCUUGACCAUCAGCGGUGUCCUAUACUUGUUGGCCAAUGUCUCGUACUACGCUGCCGGCACACCAGCCGAGAUUUCCAAGUCUGGGGUCACCGUCGCAGCUUAUUUCUUCGAGACGGUCUUCAAUGACGCUGCGAAGCGGGCCUUUAGCGUUCUCAUCGCAUUUUCCGCGCUGGGAAAUGUGAUGACGGUCACUUAUGCCCACUCGCGUAUUAACCAGGAGCUGGCGAAGGAGGGAGUCAUUCCGUUCCCUCAAUUUUGGGCCAGCACGUGGCCUUUCGGAGCACCAAGCGCGGGCCUUCUCUUGCACUUUAUCCCUUCCUUCAUCAUGAUUGUCGGCGUGCCAUUUGGUGAUGCCUACAACUUCAUCAUCAACAUCGAGGGCUACGCUAGGUCUAUUCUAUUCCUGUUAGUUGUGACGGGUUUGUUCUGGCUUCGCAAAACGAAGCCCCUGGCACAUCGCCCCAUCCGCGUCUGGUUACCUGUGGCUGUCUUGUUCCUCGUCGGACAGGCAUUCUUGCUCGUCGCGCCAUUUCUCGCCCCGGACAAGGGAACAAGCGACACCAGCAUUGUCUAUUGGGCAUACCCUCUCGUUGGAAUCUCCGUCAUUAUCGUGGGAGUUAUCUACUGGUUUAUAUGGAAACAAGCACUGCCCAAGUUGUUCAAUUAUCAACUGAAGGAGGAGAAACAGGUCCUUGAAGACGGUACAGUCGUUACUAAAUUUCUCAAGGUCGCGAAUUGA
Molecule: messenger RNA, 1623 nt
Organism: Clonostachys rhizophaga
Lineage: Eukaryota; Fungi; Ascomycota; Sordariomycetes; Hypocreales; Bionectriaceae
Source: the annotation of a GenBank genome assembly